Messenger RNA from Heterocephalus glaber (naked mole-rat), 2361 nucleotides. It is a transcript of the gene Dnaja1, whose product is annotated as DnaJ heat shock protein family (Hsp40) member A1. Gene Ontology annotation, molecular function: ATP binding; Hsp70 protein binding. NCBI's taxonomy places the organism in Eukaryota, Metazoa, Chordata, Mammalia, Rodentia, Bathyergidae. The record is from RefSeq and is a predicted model, not a curated record. Gene Ontology annotation, biological process: protein folding; response to heat.
GUGACGUACCAGGGCUCGGCUACAAAAGACGACGGCUGCGGCGUACCAGACGGAACUUUCCAGAACGCGCUGAGAGGUGGAGGAGCGGUGGCUGUCUGAGCUGCGCAUUGCUACGCUCUCCUUCCCGCUUCCCCCACUCCGGCCCAGCCCGCUCACCGGCUGUAGAAAAUGGUGAAAGAAACCACUUACUACGAUGUUUUGGGGGUUAAACCCAAUGCCACCCAAGAAGAAUUGAAAAAGGCUUAUAGGAAACUGGCUUUGAAGUACCACCCUGAUAAGAAUCCAAAUGAAGGAGAAAAGUUUAAACAGAUUUCUCAAGCUUAUGAAGUUCUCUCAGAUGCCAAGAAAAGGGAAUUAUAUGACAAAGGAGGAGAACAGGCAAUUAAGGAGGGUGGAGCAGGUGGCGGUUUUGGCUCCCCCAUGGAUAUCUUUGAUAUGUUUUUUGGAGGAGGAGGAAGGAUGCAGAGAGAAAGGAGAGGUAAAAAUGUGGUACAUCAGCUCUCGGUUACCUUAGAAGAUUUAUAUAAUGGUGCAACAAGGAAACUGGCUCUGCAAAAGAACGUGAUUUGUGACAAAUGUGAAGGCCGAGGUGGUAAGAAAGGAGCUGUAGAGUGCUGUCCCAACUGCCGAGGUACUGGAAUGCAAAUAAGAAUUCAUCAGAUAGGACCUGGAAUGGUUCAGCAAAUUCAGUCUGUGUGCAUGGAGUGCCAGGGCCAUGGAGAACGCAUCAGUCCUAAAGAUAGAUGUAAAAGCUGCAACGGAAGGAAGAUAGUUAGAGAGAAGAAGAUUCUAGAAGUUCACAUUGACAAAGGCAUGAAAGAUGGCCAGAAGAUAACAUUCCAUGGUGAAGGAGACCAAGAACCAGGACUGGAGCCAGGAGAUAUUAUCAUUGUGUUAGAUCAGAAGGACCAUGCUAUUUUCACUCGACGAGGAGAAGACCUUUUCAUGUGUAUGGAUAUACAGCUGGUUGAAGCACUGUGUGGCUUCCAAAAGCCAAUAUCCACUCUUGACAACCGAACCAUAGUCAUCACCUCUCAUCCAGGUCAGAUUGUCAAGCAUGGAGACAUCAAGUGUGUGCUAAAUGAAGGCAUGCCAAUUUAUCGUAGACCAUAUGAAAAGGGUCGUCUAAUUAUUGAAUUUAAGGUAAACUUUCCUGAAAAUGGCUUUCUCUCUCCUGAUAAACUCUCUUUGCUGGAAAAACUCCUACCCGAGAGGAAGGAAGUAGAAGAGACAGAUGAAAUGGAUCAGGUAGAACUCGUGGACUUUGAUCCGAAUCAGGAAAGACGGCGCCAUUAUAAUGGAGAAGCCUAUGAGAAUGACGAACAUCAUCCCAGGGGUGGUGUUCAGUGUCAGACCUCUUAAUGGGGCAGUGAAUAAUACUCACUGCUGGCAUUUUGUGUGCAGUAGUGAACACACAAAGGACUAUAAUCAUCUCCUCACUACUUGCUAUUGUUUUUGUUUCAAUACUCAAUUAUAGUAGUGCUUUAAAAGUUAAAUGAAGAAUAAACGCAAAUAUAAAAGCUCCGACUUUGCCCUGUAUGUAUGAUGACUUCAGUGUGCAAGGUGAAGUUUAAUGCCUGUAAAAAGUACCUAACCCUGGUGUCUGGUAGGCCAUAAAUUGUAAUUGAUUGCAGUUGUAUACAUGGACAAGCUUAGACUGAAAUGCUAGGUAUGUGUUGACUUUAGUGUAUGACCCUUCCUUGUUAAGCUAUGGAUUAAAACUGUAUUUAACUGGCAAUGAGAAAAAGGAAACAGUUUGUAGAAGUGUUGUUCUGUCUAGUUAAUUUGUAUUAAGUUGGACUCAUUGUGAUGUCUCUGCAUUCUAUUGCCUCAACUAUUACUUCAAGGUGGCAUAAAAUAUAAUUUAGCCUGUGGUAUCAGUAAUAGAAAUGAUACUUUUCUGAAGAAGGGGUUUAUCAUAAUGCUGCAUCUUAAGGGUUUGCAUUUCUAGGAUUGCAUUCCCUUCUGUUGUGCCAUCUUUUUAAAUAUAUAUAAAAAACUUAUGUUGGCCAGUCCUGGUUACAUUCUUUUUCCCUUCUCUUUGGACUGUGAUAAACCCUUAGUGACUUCAGAGGUUUGAAAUAAAAGGGUAACUUGGAAAUUAAAGUGAAGAGACUACAUGGAAAGCUAAUUUGCAUGUGUAAUAUAAGAAGGUGUUCCUUAGGUAUGUUACAGGCUUACUUUAACCCAUUUGACUUAUGCUCCAAAGUAACUGUAAUUUAAUGGUAAUAGUACAGCAAAUUAUGAUGAAUAGCUUUACUUGUGUGUUUAAGUCAUGUUCACAAGCUUAAAUCUGGGUAUUAGAAUUUAAGCAAUUGUUGAAAUGUAUGAAUGUCUCCUUAAUACACUGAUUACAAAGCA